Scophthalmus maximus (turbot) is the source of this 4535-nucleotide messenger RNA. RefSeq names its product claudin-20. Gene Ontology annotation, cellular component: bicellular tight junction; plasma membrane. Lineage: Eukaryota; Metazoa; Chordata; Actinopteri; Pleuronectiformes; Scophthalmidae. The coding region runs from base 591 to 1319 and encodes 242 amino acids. Gene Ontology annotation, molecular function: structural molecule activity. The record is from RefSeq and is a predicted model, not a curated record. The transcript has 2 exons. Gene Ontology annotation, biological process: cell adhesion; bicellular tight junction assembly.
GAGAUGUAGAGAGAGGUAGAGAGAGAGAGAGAGAGCGCGCACUACGGUUCUCCGUCCCGGGCUCCCUGAGCCUGUGUGGUCCGAGGAGCCGGGAUGUCCUCUCACACACUGUUGCUAAGGGAAUGGACGGCGUUGAACGGAUCCGCGGUGCGGACCGAGUCCUCCUCCUCUUCCUCGCCAUCACCCUCAUCACCAUCAGCCCGCUGCGCUUCGGCGUGUGACUGUGUGUGUUUACAGGAGUCACUGCGAGCAGCGUGACGCGCCAGCGGCAGCUCUGCACCAGCCGGGUCAGGAAAAAAGUCUGCACUUGCGUGAGGGGAGAAAGGAAGGGAGAGCGAGGAAACCCACUCAGUUCAAUUUCCCUCACUCUCCUCCAGUCCAGUGGAGCUGCAGCCGGAGAGCUGAGGAGCCGGGGAUUUGACUGGCAGCUGGUACGCCACCACACGGGAGGGGAGCGAGGCGGCCGGGCAGCGGGGUCGACGAGCCUGGCUGAAGCCGGGUGAAUGCUGCCAGGCAAGGACGAGGGCUGAGGCGGCGGCGGCGGCGGCGGCAGCAGCAGCAUCAUCAUCGUCCUUUUUUGGAAAAGGAGCAUGGCAUCCACGGGCAUGCAGAUAUUCGGAUUUGUUCUAGCUCUGUUGGGCAUCAUGGGCGCCAUGGUGGCCACCGUGCUGCCCAACUGGAAGGUCAGCGCGGACGUGGGCUCCAACAUCAUCACAGCAAUCUCCCAGAUGCAGGGGCUGUGGAUGGACUGCACAUGGUACAGCACGGGCAUGUUCAGCUGCACACUCAAGUAUUCGGUGCUCUCACUGCCUGCGUACCUGCAGACUGCCCGCACCACCAUGGUGCUGUGCUGCGUGCUGGCUGCCAUGGGCCUCUGCCUCGCAUCCCUGGGACUAAAGUGCACGCGCUGGGGAGGUGGACGGCGCUCCAAGCGGCACGCGGCGAUCGCCAGCGGCGGCUGCUUCGUCGCGGCGGGCUUCCUGUGUCUGGUUCCCGCUUCCUGGUUCACCAACGAGGUCAUCACCAACUUCCUGGACUCCAGUGUGCCCGAGAGCAAUAAGUUUGAGCCCGGGGGCGCCGUGUACGUCGCCUUUAUUUCCGCCGGAUUCCUCUUUGUUGGGGGGUCCAUCUUCUGCAUGUCCUGCUCAGGGAAGCGACAUGGCCCCCAGGACCUGGUCCUGCUGCCUCCCCCUGACAAACUGCUGCUCCAGCAGCAGCAGCAACAGCUGCUCCAGCAGCAGCAGGAGCUGCAGCACCAGUACUGCUCUCUCUCCCCAUUAGACAAUAAGACUGGCUACAGCCUGCAGGACUAUGUGUGAUAAAGCAGCGCCGCGUACGCCACGGCUAAAGGGAGACGAGCCUGAGGGGUAACCAGAAAGGCUUAUGCAGCACACUAGGCUCUACUCCAGAUGGAGGUGGAGAAAAAGAUUGAGGGAGGAGGGCAACAACUUUGAAUUCAUUUUCCUCCUCUCCUUUUUUUUUUUCUUCCUGUUUUGCAAGCACAAGCAGUGGAGGUAUUCCCUAAGCAGCGACUUGGAACAAACAGUGUGAUUGUGCGAGGAGCCGGGAUGAGGUGCUGCAGAAUCGAAGGAAGCCGCCAACCAAAACGCAGACAUCCUUCAUCAGUAAAUCACAGAGAGUUCCCUGGGGAAUGGAUUAAGCAAAUAAGGAAGGCGUCAGAGUAGAUUUUUUUUUUUUCCCCCUCGCCAAAGGUUUGAAUUGAAAGACACAAAAAAAUUUUAAAAAGCAAUCAUUUAGCUGCUAUUUACAAUCGUUUGGUGCACUCCCAUCGGACGGAAUAGGCAAUAUAAUGCCUGAGAGCAGUAGGCGGAAGCCCUCUCAUAGUGAGCCCUUGUGUUUUUUUCGUAUACUAUAGAAUGAGAUGAAGGGAGAUAAAUGAUCAUAUUUUUGUUAGCUACUAGAGUGAUGUUGAUAUUUUGCCUCUAAAGCAUGCCGUGUGGAGCCUGUCUGUGUGUCAAUGCAGAGGAAUGCCUGGUAGAUGACUGAGACGUAUAGCCACACAAUGCCUGUGCCUGAAAAGCUGUAGAAACAUUACCCCGCUGGAACUGUUCAGAGAGGACUGUCAGGAGGAAGAGAUGGGGGCUUGCCGGGGCCGGGGGCCGAGACUGAAAAUGCAGACAAAACAGAGGCCCCCUGUCUCACCGCAGGUGGAGAUAUGAGAGAGAGAGAGGGGGACGGAGAGGCAAUUGAUAGGAAGAUUCAAUCCUCCAACAUCUGAUGUUGGAGGAUUGAUUUUGUCCCUAUAUUUCCAUUUGCACAAAAACAUCCCGGCUUUUAAGCAGCAGCUACCCAUCCCGCUCCAUUCCCGCACGCGCACACCGCACACACUUUGCACAUGCACUCCGUGUGUCUCCUCUGCGUACACUGUAAACACUCCAGACACGACCGGCUUUUUGCAUGUGCUUCUCACUCCUGUCAUCCUCCUCCGCACUGCCAUGGAAACAGAAUUCAGCCUUCAAAAUAUCGUUAUUGUCUGGGGGUAUGUGCUUGUCAUUCAGUGAUUUGAAGUUGGGGGGGGGGUCUCUUUGUCUCGCCGUGACUCUGGAAGCUUAAAUCAAAGCCUCUGCUCACACUACUUUUACUAAUCCCCUUUAUUAAUCUGCAACAUGAGGCAGCUUCCCUGUUACAUGGUUUUGAAAAAUGCAUCUCCUUCCCGCCCCCUGUCUAUACAACGCAAAGGGGGUGAGCAGAUGUUUAAUGGUGCAGUGGCAGAGAGGCAAAAAUGAAGCAGAGAGGGAGAAGCUUCUUGAGUCAUGGUCGACUGGGUAGCUGUGUGGCAGGCAGCUGAAAAAAAGGUUUGAGUCAUUCUCCAUAUGUGACUUGUUUUCCAAGUGCGUCAGCAGUGCGCAUUCGCCACCAGUCUGCACCUGCAGAAGGUCUCGGUGUCUUCCACUGUGUGGCCACUUGACUGUGACACCAUUCCUCCGUUUUCUACCUGUCAGUUUGAGUUGCUGUUUUGUCUUUUUUUUACCCACUCCCCGUCCUGCUUGUGUGUCACAUCUCACAUGGAUGCGAUGGCUGACGAGAGAACGCUGAUGCAUGCUGAGAGCGUGGCCGCCCCAACACAACACACGUACGGACCAGACAUGCGUAAACAAAACUCCCACCUACUCACAUGUCUCGCUUUUUCAACGUUUCUUUCUUUUUUUCUAAAAGCGGAAGGAUAUCGGAGGAAUAUUGUUUUUUCGUUGUCGAGACCGGUCUUGGCAGUGAUGCAUAGAAGUGCGCGUUCCCUCCUUCUCUUUCAUAAACAUUCUGCUUCCUGGGGGAGAGCAGAUGGCUGAGCCCAGCUCGCCACCUGCAGGCUGCUUCCUGCACGCCACGGGCAUCUCUGUGGGUACCACUGCGGGCCCUGGCAGCCCUCUCGGGUCAGGGUCCCACCCUUGCCCCGAGCGAGCCAUCGUAUCCAGCGCAGACUGUAGAAAGAACUGGCCUCCUGACAAUAACUCGCUGCCCGGGCACCAUAACCAAUGCAAUAAACAAAGUGAAGAAUGUGCCAUGUCAUCAACCAAUACUGACACGAUAUGUGUUUUUCGAGAAUGUGCCAAAUCGUUACAUGAUGACACGUUUUUAAUACUAUCCGGAGUUCUUUCUGUUUAUUUUUUUAUUGCAUUGUUUGUACAUGAAUUAUACAUUAUGAAAAAUGUUUUAUGGAUUUGUGAUUUGUUCUGCCAGUCUAAGUCUCAAGUCGACUAGAUGCUUGUGUACAGUCCAGUGCAGCUUUCGAGGGUUAUUCUAAAUCCUCUUUAUUCCUUGUUUCCCAGAGCACAGCAAGCCUUCGCUCGGAACAAGUUUCAUAGGAGCGACAUGAGUGUGGUAUUUUAUAAAUGAAAAACAAAAAAGAGGAUUUGUUUCGGGGAGUCUGGUUCACUGUAGGUCUGUGACAACUGUACACAAGUAUCUAAGCUUUUAAAAGGUGUUUAUGUUUUUACUGAGAGAUCAGAUUUCCCACGGAUUGUUUCACUAUACGAUACAAUACCAUGUUCAUACCAUAUCUUCUUUAUAAGAAGACGACUCAGUGCACCUUUACUUGUGUUACUUUAUUUGACAGCAGUUUGUUUCAAAUGGCUGAGCAGUCAGUGCUCCCUGGACCAGGACAAAUACAUAACACAACUGGCACUCUGGAAUUUAAAAAAAAAAGCAAAAGGGGGGGAAUGAUUUCUGUCUGCUAGAAUAGAGCAGGGAAAUAUGGGCUUGGGAUUUCUCUUUUUUUUGUGGCUGUGCAGCUUGAUCAUCAGCACGCGAUUUCAUUAGCUUAUAAAUGGCCAGAGUGCAAAGUGACUAGGUCCUAAAAGUCUAAAGAGUUACAACUCUCCUGCAUAUACUGUACCAAGACACUGAUUUAUCAUUUUGAUAACUGCAGCUUAUUCUCUGUGGAUGCUUUAGCACUUCUUACUUUGCCAGAGCAUAUACGUGAUGAUGAACCGUUCACAAGUUCUGAUAAAGUUGUCUCAAUGUGCUUGUGCAAGUAGUUCUAUUUUUUACCAGUAAACCUAUUUUGUGAAAGCAACGUA